Messenger RNA from Malus domestica (apple), 3603 nucleotides. The record is from RefSeq and is a predicted model, not a curated record. NCBI's taxonomy places the organism in Eukaryota, Viridiplantae, Streptophyta, Magnoliopsida, Rosales, Rosaceae.
AUGACAGGCUGGGUGGGUUCUGCUCACCAGGGAAGCAGUAAAAAGAAGUGGCGCCAAAAGCCACGAUUUUUGGUUUCAACUGACCAGGUUCCAGGGAAUGAGGCUGAUGGGGACCGUCCGUCUAUAACGGCGGUUGAGGAAGGUAGAGUAGCUGAAUGGGGUACUAAAAAGGGAAUGGAAACGCAGAGCUUGGAGCUGUCUACUUCUCUGCUAAAAAAGUUCAGGGGUCUUGGUAUAGAGGAGACUAGUAAAGUGGUGGAACGGGCUUUUCUUGCGGAGGAAGAGAGUCGGGAAGUCCCAUGUAAGGCUCGUGACAUGAGGGAAUUAUUGGAGGAUGUCUCGGAAACUGACCAGGAUCAGAGUUUGGUAAACAAGAUAUGUGGUGGGGAUUUUAAUGAGUACAUUUGGGCUUAUAAAAAGUCUGGAGGGGUUGAGGUAUUGUAUAAUAGGCCCAGGUAUUUGGAGGAUUUCAUGAAUUCUUCGAAUUUGUUUGAUUUGGGCUUCAAUGGGUCGGCUUUUACUUGGCGAGGAUUGAGAUAUGGGGAUUGGGUGGAUGAAUGGCUUGAUAGGGUCCUUGUUAAUGAUUUAUGGCAGGACCUUUGGCCUAACUCCACUGUUACGCAUUUCCCUCUCAUAAUUAAGUCUGAUUUGGAUGGUCCGAAAGGAAGGAAGCUUUUUAGGUUUGAGGCUUUUUGGGCUAAGGAGGAGGAGUGUCAGAAUUUGGUUCGUACCUGUUGGGAGCACAGGCAGCACGGUGAUGUUUUGUUGAAUUGGGGGAGAAAAUUAAAAGCUUGCCGAUCUAGUUUGUGUCGCUGGAGCAGUACCAAGUUUAAGAGGCGGGGCCUUCAAAUUCAAGAUCUCCUUGCUCAAUUAGAUGAUCUCCAGAGGGAUUGGGGUCUAAACCAAGAUGUGAUAAGGGACAAAUCUCAAUUAAGUGAUGAUCUAAGGGCGCAGGAAGAAAGUUUUUGGUGUCAGCGUUUUAGGGUCAAAUGGUUGCGAGAUGGGGAUGCUAAUACUAAGUUUUUUCAUCAUUUAACUUUGCACCGGCGUCGUAGGAACACCAUUGUGAAGCUUAAGGAUGAGGAUGAGUGUUGGGUAGAGCAUCCUGAUCAGGUUCGUCACUUGGUGGAGAAUCAUUUUGUUGACAUUUUCAGCUCGGCUGGGUCUCGGAACUGGGGUUCCUUAUUGGACUGGAUCUAUCCUGUGGUUUUUGAUGCUAUGAAUAUGGUUUUGGUUGCGCUGGUUUCGGAUGACGAAAUUAAGGAGGCAGCCCUGGAAAUGGGGUGCUUGAAGGCUCUUGGCCCGGACGGAUUCCAAGGGGUAUUUUACCAGUCUUUUUGGGAGACUGUCAGGGCGGAUGUUUUAGCUUUGGUUAAAGCUCUGAUUCAGGACUCUACCAUCCCAGGUACUCUGAAUGAUACUUAUAUUGUUCUUAUCCCAAAGGUUGCAAAUCCUGAAUCUGUUUCACAAUUCAGGCCUAUCAGUUUAUGCAACUAUUCUUACAAAAUUCUGUCAAAAGUUAUCACCAAUAAACUGAGAGUGUUACUGCCGACCAUUAUUUCUCCUUCUCAGAAUGCUUUUGUGGCGGGGAGGAAAGCAAAGAAUAAAUUUGAGUUGGGCAUUAAACUUGAUAUGCAGAAGGCUUAUGAUAGGGUUGAAUGGGAUUUUCUGGAGGCAGUUAUGGAAAAGAUGGGGUUCUGUCCGAUGUGGAGAAAGCUUAUCAUGGGCUGUGUUAAUUCGGUUCAGUUUAAUGUUCUUCUAAAUGGGCAACCUGGGAAUAAGACCUAUCUGGGGGUUCUUGCUAUUUGGCGACGGUCCAAGAAGCGGGGCCUUUCUUAUGUGAAGAGGCAAAUUCUAGAGAAAAUGCAAGGCUGGAAACAAAGUUCUUUGUCCCGAGCCGGAAAAAAGGUGUUGAUUAAGGCUGUUGUUCAGGCUAUUCCUGCUUACCCUAUGAGUAUUUUUAAAUUCCCUGCCAUUGUUUGUCAGGAACUUGAUUCUUUGGUGGCGGAUUUUUGGUGGGGUAACAAGGAUGGAGCUCGCAAAAUACAUUGGGUUUCCAAGGAUGUUUUGGGUCUUCCAAAAGACUUAGGUGGAUUGGGCUUUCAGAAUUUCCAGGAGUUUAAUGAUGCUUUGUUAGCUAAACAAUGUUGGCGCUUGGAAGCAACGAAAGGUGGUCAUGCUUCUUGGGCCUGGUCUAGUAUUAUCACGGGAAGGGAUUUGCUUAAACUUGGUUCCCAUUGGCAAAUUUUGGAAGGUCAGGAUGUGCAGGUGUGGGUGAAUAAGUGGUUACCGUCUCUGCCUUUAGGUUAUCCUCUGCCUCUUGGGUCGGUUCCGGUUACCUCUGGUUUGCAUGUGAGCUCACUUAUUUGUUCGGUUUCUAGGAGGUGGGAUCUUAAUUUCCUCCUGCCUUUCCUCUCGGAUACGGAUAAAAAGGCUAUUGAGGACACUCCAAUUGGUGAUUUGAGUCACAAGGACCGGAUUAUUUGGGGAUGUAGUAAGAAUGGUAUUUACACGGUCAAGUCGGGUUACCGGUGGAUUCAAAGUAGAUCGCUUGCUUUGAGGGAUAAUCAGCUUUCUACUGCUCGUGGGGUUCCUUCGAGGUUAUGGAAGGCUAUCUGGAAGCUUGAGGUGCCUUCGAAAUUGCGCCAUUUUCUAUGGCUCACUUUGCACAAUUGCCUUCCUACUUGUACGACCCUUUUUCGCAGAAGGUCCUCCAUUUCCUCUACCUGUCCUAUUUGUCUUUGCCAUGAUAAGACUAUUGAGCAUCUUUUUCUUAAUUGUUCGUGGGUUGAGCCUAUUUGGUUUGGAGGUGCCCUGAACUACAAAAUUAAUCGUGAUGCUAUUCACUCUUGGGUGGAUUGGUUAAAGGAUGUGUGGUCUUCUUCCUUUGCGUCCUCUACCCAUGCUAAGUGGAUGUGGUCUUAUAUUGCUUAUACCUGUUGGUUUAUUUGGAAGACUCGCUGUGACUUUAUGUUUAAUAAGGUGCCCACUAAUCCUUCUAAAGUGUUGUUUGCUUUAUCUACGGCUGUGGGCUCUUUCUUGGCUUCGAAAGAUAUUUUGGGAGUGUCCAGGUCGGAGGGAUCUGGUAAGGUGGGGCAUGCUUCGCGUUGGUGUGCUCCUACCUUUCCUUUCAUCAAGAUAAAUGUUGAUGCUAGUUGGUCAAAGGUUUCAAAGUUGGGUUUCGCUGGGGUGGUUAUGCGGGCUGCGGAUGGGAGGUUUGUUGCUGCUGCAAGGUACCUUCUUUCUGCUCCCUCGGCUGCUGCAGCUGAGGCUUUAGCUUUGCUUUGUGGUUAUGAAUUGGGUGCAGCUUUGGGUAUCAAUGCUCUGAUUAUUGAAUCUGAUUCUCUUGAUGCUAUUAAUUGUCUAUCUGGUUCUCUAGAGAUGGGCAGUUGGGAGUCUUUCCCUGUGUUGGCUCAGGUCAAACAGCUUGGGGAGGCCUUCCAAUUAUGUCGCUGGUCUUGGGUACCUAGAUCAGCUAAUGGUGCGGCGCAUGAGCCGGCGUCGGUUGGUUUUACGGAGAUGAGUGAUUAUGUUUGGGUCGAGCGGCCCCCAUCUUCGUUGAUCUUUGUUUUGAACAAUGAUGGGCUCACGUGUCCUCAUUGA